CCGUUCGCAGCUUGGUCGAAGUCGGUCUGAGCGCCCGUGAGAGGCGCGACUCUCCCCGCGACCGGUUCGUCGCUCCAAUUUGUUGAAGAGCAGUUCAUCAGACUUUGAAGAAACAGAUCUAAUUAGUUUGCCAGAAAUGGUGUUUUUUACAUGUAAUGCAUGUGGAGAAUCUCUGAAGAAGGGACAGGUGGAAAAGCAUGUGAAUAUGUGCCGAAACUGUCAAUGUCUGUCUUGUAUGGAUUGCGGCAAAGAUUUCUGGGGUGAUGAUUAUAAACACCAUGUGAAGUGCCUAAGUGAAGAUCAGAAGUAUGGUGGCAAGAAUUACGAACCCAAAAUGCACAAAGGAGAUGUCAAACAGCAGGAGUGGAUUCAGAAGAUUCAUGAAAUAAUAAAGGAAACUAACAUUAACUUCAAAGUUCGAGAAAUUUUACAACAGAUGUAUGCCUAUGACAAUAUUCCAAGAAAGAAGCGCAAAUUUCAGAACUGGAUGACCAACAGUUUGAAAAUACGUAAUACAACUUUACAGGAUCAAGUAUGGGAUAUUUUUUCAGAAGCCACAAGAAAGGAAACACUUGAAACACAAUCUGUAAAAAAUGAAAUUAUGCCUGCAGUAUCCGAAGACAAUAUCAUGAAGACAGAGAAACCAAGAGAGGAAGAAAGCGAAAAGGAAUUAAAAGAGAAGAAAAGUAUCAGAAAUUCAAAAGAAAUAAAGUUAAAAGCUCAGCAAGAAAGCAUAGAAUGUAUAAAAAGUGAAAAAUCUAGAAGAGAUAUUCUUGAGGAGAGCAAGCCACAAGAAGCAGUUGGUUCAGCUAAACUAAAAAGGAAUGGAACAGGAAAAGCAGGGGCAAAGGCACGCAUGAAGAAGUGCAAGAACCAUCUCACAAAAGAUGCAGAUGAAUCUCCCAUUCCCCACAAAAUAAUGAACUACUCAGGAACUGAAGAAAACAAAGAUGAACAUCAAGGUAAAUUCAACUGGAAAAGAACAAUAAGAGCUGUUCUGAAGCAAGCGCCUGACAAUGAACUAUCCAUUAAGAAAUUAAGGAAAAAGGUUAUAGCUCAGUAUUAUGCAGUCACAGGUGACCAUCGUAAAUCUGAAGAGGAAACCCUGGCCAUGUUUAAUAAGAAAGUCAGCAGCAAUCCUAAAUUUAGAGUUUUAAAAGAAAAGGUUAAACUUCUAAAAUAGUUUUUAGGGGUCAAAUGAUCUGAUUUUGUACAUUGUCAGUUUUAUUAACAGAUAGAAAAUUGUUUUUGUUGUAUGGAAACAAAUAUAGCUGUACUUGAUUGCAAAUUUAUUUUCUUUUGUAUAACAUAUGAAAAUUAAAGUUAGAAAAAAAAACAUACAGAUACGUUUUGUAAAAGACAAAAACUCCAUUGAAGUAUUUCUAGUGUUAUUAAUAGAGAGCUACAUUUUCUGUUUGAUUUGCUCUGCAUCCUCAGUGAAUGUAUGCUUUCUAAAUUUUCAAGGACAUAAUAAAAUAUUCUGAAUCAAUAAAUAUAUAAGUGCCAUUGAAAGCAGUAAGCUUGGAGUUGGCAGUUGUUCAUUUGACAGAGACAAUCCAUGUGGCUUUUGCCCUUUGGAUGUGACCUUUCAUUUCAUGCUACUCUAAGAAGGAGAAGCAGGUUGAAGAAAUAUGAGCCAAAUAACUGGUAAGUAUUUCUUCUAACUGAAAGUGACUAAUGUUAAAUGCCGUAUCAUGGCUUGGCUCUUUCUGAGGGGAAUAUGACCUUCUGAUAACAUUCCAAUACUGAAUUUACCUGAAAGGAAAGUGUUUUUGGUUUUUCACUUGAAGAAUUUACUUUUAAACAACAGAGUUGUCUUAGAUUCACUGAGAAGGCCCAGGAGUUUGUCUUAUCUUCCUGGGGAUGGGUGGGAUCAUCUUCCUUUGGGAUAAAUACAGAGUAUGUAAUUUUAAAAACUGCAAGGGUAGGUAAUGAAAAUCUGUACCAAUAAAUAAUAAGAGCAAAGUUUACUUUAACUUCUGCUUGGGGAGAAGCUGAUGAGAAUUCUGUCCCCCUGCCUUCUUCAGCUGUGCAGAAUACUGGCUCAGGGUGGGGUAGAAAAUAGAUUUCUCUGCUUCUCAAAUCACCUCCUGUCUGGAUGGUUGGCAGAACUUUGGGAGGCAGGGGAAGAGCAUUCCUGGAGCCAAGCAGAUGUCUUGAGCAACCCAAGGAAAGAUCUAAGCAUCUUUCUCAAUACCUGCUGCUUCUGUAGCUUUUGUGGGUCCAGGGUUGUCCUUUGUGAGUAAGCUAAGGGCAUUUCAUCUAGGUUUUAGACAGUAAAAAAAACUUCUGCACCCAGGCCCUCUGCUUAUUCUUAGGGGCACCCUAACUAUUUUCCGCUGAAAGACCAAGCUGGUAGACCGCUUGUAAAAAUGGUACUUUUGUACAUAUCACAGUUCACUGGGUGCUAAAAGCAUUGCAUUAGCUUUGGGGACAGCAAGCUUCAUCUGACAUGUCACAGUACUCUUAAAAUGUAUGGCUUAUGAGGGGUAAUGGGAGAAUAAAUUUGUAAAUUAUAAAACUCUCAGAAGCAAAAAUUGUUUAGCGGUUACCUUCUUUUGUGUGUGUAUGCCUUCGAGUCAAUUUUUGACUCCUGGCGACUACCUGGACCAGUCCCUGCAGUUUUC
Messenger RNA from Python bivittatus (Burmese python), 2627 nucleotides. The record is from RefSeq and is a predicted model, not a curated record. Lineage: Eukaryota; Metazoa; Chordata; Lepidosauria; Squamata; Pythonidae.